GUUAGUUUAUAUUUAGUUGUUAUAAGUUAUAUAUAUUUGAUAUUGUGAAUUGCAAGAAUAAAUGGGUGCGAGUAAAGAAGAAGGAGAGAGAAGGGGAUGACAGGCGAGUAAGGGUUUGGAGACAAGUCCGAAAGCCAAAGAAGAAACAAAACAAACAAAACUUUGCUGAGAGUUGAGGUCAGAGAAGAAGAAGAGAACAAGAGAAGAGAACAAAAGAAGAGAAGAAGAGAAGAGAUUCAUAAACAGUCUGUUUUAUAUGAGAAACGAUGACGGAAGAUACAAAUACAAAUACAAACACACUACGACCGCCUACUACGCGAUCUCGGACUUCGUCGGUAGGCCAGUUUACGCUUGGAGAUAUGGGCCCGGGACUGUCGACGAUGGCUGCGACGGAAGCACAGAUCCGGGGCAGUAAGAAGCGGCAGCGGGCGUUGUCGAAGGGGAGUAUUGGAGGACAGGAAGGGGAGGUUGUUCCGGGAGCGGAGGGGGAGGCGGUGGAGAAGAUUGGAGUUGGGUCGUGGGCGUGGAUGCGGUUUCGGGAGACGUGUUAUCAGAAGACGUGGGUCGCCCCCUUGAUACUUCUUUUGAUUCCUCUAAUUGCUUUCGGACUGUCGAGCGACAAAAGCGAUGCAAACUGGCUGUAUGGAAUGAUUUUCGCGUCCUACAAGCUUGAGCCCGAGUAUGAAGGUGGACCUCCGAUGUACGGCAAAGGCAGGAAUGACUUUCUGUUUGUCGCAUACUACACCGUUGUGCUGAGUUUUAUUCGGGAGUUUACGAUGCAGCAGGUUCUGGAGCCACUUGCGCGGUGGAACGGGCUGAAGAAGGAGGCGAAGGUGAAGCGGUUUAUGGAGCAGACGUACUUUAUAUUGUAUGACGGCGUGAUGGGACCAUGGGGGCUUUAUAUCAUGCAUCAUAUGCCGCUGUGGUAUUUCGAGACGCGGCCGCUGUAUGAGGUGCCCCAUCGGACGCACGAGCUGGAUUUCAAGAUGUACUAUCUGCUGCAGGCCGCGUUCUGGACGCAGCAGGCGAUUGUGCUGAUGCUGCAGCUGGAGAAGCCGCGGAAGGAUUUCAAGGAGCUGGUGCUGCAUCAUAUUGUGACGAUCGCGCUGAUCUUUUGCUCGUACCGGUUCCAUUUCACGUGGAUCGGGAUCGAGGUCUAUAUCACGAUGGACGUGAGCGAUCUGGCGCUGGCGACGAGCAAGACGCUCAAUUACUUGAACCACUGGCUGACGGCGCCGUUCUUUAUUGUGUUUAUGGGAGUGUGGAUCUACAUGCGACACUAUCUCAGUCUGAAGAUCCUGUGGAGUGUCGCGACCGAGUUCCGGACGGUGGGAGACUUUGUGCUGAACUGGGAGACGCAGCAGUACAAGUGCUGGAUUUCGCAGUACAUUACGUUUGCGCUGCUGUUUGCGCUGCAGUUGUUGAAUCUGUACUGGCUGUUUUUGGUGUUUCGGAUUGCGUUCAGACUUGUGUUUAACGACACGCUUAAGGACGAGCGCAGUGACGACGAUGAUGAUGAUGAGGAGGAGGAGGAGAAGAAGAAGCCGGAGCCGGCGAAGAGUGCGGAGGAGAAGAAGACGGAGUAGGGUGUGAUGAGAUGGGUGAUAGUGAGCGAUAGAGAGUAAAUACAUGUUGUUUUAUUGUAUAAUGUAGUUGUUAUAUCAACCAGUUAUAUGUCUAUUGUAUAUCUUAUUAUCGCAUUAAAUGUGUUUAUUCUAUUAACACAGCAACUAGUUAACAGAGCAGUUGUCAACUAUUACAUAAGCUGAUUAUUAAUAGCAAAACUCUAACG
Molecule: messenger RNA, 1792 nt
Organism: Myxozyma melibiosi
Lineage: Eukaryota; Fungi; Ascomycota; Lipomycetes; Lipomycetales; Lipomycetaceae
Exons: 2
Coding region: 267-1586 (439 amino acids)
Biological process (GO): ceramide biosynthetic process
Cellular component (GO): membrane
Molecular function (GO): sphingosine N-acyltransferase activity
Source: RefSeq, a predicted model, not a curated record